GUACAACCUUAUGUAAGGGUAACCAAAAGAAAAACUUUAAAUUGGCAUAAAAACUUUUGAACUUUUGCAAAAAAGAGGACAAGGGGUGGGUUCGACUCCCUCGUAAGUUGGGUCAACGGCAGCCCAUUAAAUAGAUUGAUGACCAGGCGGCCAACCGACUUGAGAACUAUGUCAAUUGAGACAAGUAAACUGAUAGAAAGAAGGUUACAAGUUGCAGCCAAGCCAAGCAGGCGUAGUACAUAAAAUCAACUUGUUACCCAAAUCUCCGUAUAGAGAAAAAAAUGGAACAGAAGAUCGAAACUACAGGCUAUGUGCCCCAAUAUUUCUUAUCGCUACCAAGAAAGAUCAAGAAGCUAUUGCUUUAUCGCUUUCUAUUUGCCACCUUACUGUGUUCUUGGUUGGAUUAUCAAAUGCUAGCGAUUUUCUUGUGCAUCCAUCUAUUUGAGGUGAGAAGACCACUGGUUUCCCUAAAUGAAAUCUUAGGGUGGACCCUGUUUUCGGUUUAUACCGCGAUAAUAAUGCUGUUUAUACGAUUGAGUAUGGUUUGUUAUGGGUUGAUGUUAUGCCAUGUACACUAUGCAAGACCCCAAUGCUACAGAUACAAGCUAUUGAGGAUCGUUCAUGAGUUUCCCAUACGACUUGGCUUGCUUUCAUGGAUACUCACAACAACUGUGUUGAGCACCUGGUUAUAUGCAUCUUUUGUGGAUUUGAAAGGUGCAAAUUACUUAUUGGGAGGAUCCUGGUAUUAUCUCAUGACCUUUGGCUGCUUUUGUGCGAUUAACUAUUUUUAUAAGCAUCAUGGAAAGUGCCUAAAAAGAUUUCCAUUACCCAUAGUGCAUCUGGAUAUAAAGGAACGCCUUGUAGAAAUCUGGUGUUGCCAAUUGAAAAGUUCUGGUCAAGAAGCUAUCGUUCCAACUUUAUUAUUUUCCCUGAUUUACUGGCCAUCCAUGGGUUAUUUGGAAGCUACCGAAAUCGAUGGAGUCCUCACGGGAUUUAGUGUGAUUAUAACGAACCCAACACGACUUUUUCAAGCUUGGUUGCUGUCCACCUUGAUCCUGGCCAAAUUACAUAUAGUUCGAGAGGUUUAUGGUCUGGUUAUGCAACGUCAACUAUCUUUAAUCAAUGAUUCCAGGCGCCUGCAUGAAUAUCUAGAUAUCAAUCUAUUGAAAAUAAUAGAACGCCUUCAAUAUAUUCUCUGCGUGAUGCGAAUGAAACCGAUGCCAUUGGAUACGCAACGCUAUAACCUCUCUUUGCCAAUUGCCAUGGCCUUGGAUUCGGCGGAAAUGUAUGGAUUUCAAUUACUGGCAUCCCGUGACUUUUAUGCAGCCAUGUCGGGAAGUUUAUGUAGUGAGCUAUUCAAACAGCAAUGUUUGAAGCGAAAUGUCAAUUGGAACGAAUUACGCGAUUUUGUACUGGAAAUGGUGGAUGAUUUUCUGGGUAGGAUGGAAUCCUGUUUGGAGACUGCUCCUAGGAUACAAGUAUGCAAGUUGCUAAGGAAGCAAGUUCCCAAGAAGGAGGGUCUACGAUCCUUGGUAAAACCCAUUCCUCCACCACGACGACUUUCUGCUAUAUGCAAAGGACCUCCACAAUGUCGAAUGGCCGAGCAGCAGAUUUGGUGUUUCUGCAAUCUGCGAAAAUACCUAAGCGAUAGGUUUCUCAGCCAUUGGAACUUUUUAUGGUCCAGAUUGCCAGUAAUUCCGCGUUACUAUAGCUUCUUUUACGAUCCCGAUCCUCUGGCUAAACUCAACCAUGAGUUGCGUUGUGCGGAACCUCUGGUUUGGGUCCUUCAAGGACUCGUUUGCAUUUGCGUGCGAUCCCUAAAAGAAGAUAUAUUUGGCUAUAUCCAGAACGAUCUAUGUCAAAUUUUUGAAUCUCUAUUGAAGAUGGAGGAGAAGUUGAUCACCGCCGAGGAAAUGCAGGUGAGGGAGCGUGGAAAACUGUGCUCCACUCAUAGUCUUUUGAAGAUGGCCAUAAACCGCUGUUUGUACAGAAUGCUGUUUACUUUCGGUCCCCAUUUGGACUACAUUGUGGAUAAUAUUCAGUUGAAGGAGAAAUUGUUGCGUAGAAUGGAGUUGAUACCUUGA
Drosophila takahashii is the source of this 2084-nucleotide messenger RNA. Its product is annotated as nucleoporin Ndc1. Lineage: Eukaryota; Metazoa; Arthropoda; Insecta; Diptera; Drosophilidae. The record is from RefSeq and is a predicted model, not a curated record.